Molecule: messenger RNA, 588 nt
Organism: Pseudogymnoascus verrucosus
Lineage: Eukaryota; Fungi; Ascomycota; Leotiomycetes; Thelebolales; Thelebolaceae
Exons: 3
Coding region: 1-588 (195 amino acids)
Source: RefSeq, a predicted model, not a curated record
AUGGCCACAUCGGCUCCAUCGAUCCCUCUCACCAACAUCGGAAAAAAUGAUGAAGAGACCCAAGUCCCAACCGAGGUCCAACGCGGCAUCACCAACGCUGGCGGCCCUGUGAACCCCGGCGACCGCGAGCGCUGGGUGGAAGCAGCCCGCACCAAAGUCUACGACGCCUGUUACAACGGGUGCGAUGCCAGCCCGAGCUGCGCCUCUGAAGCCUGCGCUAAGACGGCAGCGCUCAACGUCACUGGCGUCGUCUGUGAUGCGAACUUGCUGUGGGAUCAGAGGGAUAGGCAUAAAAAGCUGGAGAAGGCACGCCAGAACCUCGCCAUCCAGCCGCAAAGGAUUCCUUGUUAUCGACCCCCUCCACCGCUGCCGACGACGUCAGGAACUAGGACUGGAAAUACAACUACGCCAUUGCAAAAGAAGGUAUCACCACCGCCAAAGGCACCAAAGAAGAUGGCACCGCGUAGUCCUAGUUUGGACCAGUUAUCCCUUGAAACACUCGUAAAUGAUGCAGCUACCCCAACACCGGCUACGACCCCAUCGUCAGCCAGUACUUUGUCGACGUCAACCGAACCUCCAUUGGUGUAG